Messenger RNA from Haemonchus placei, 384 nucleotides. The record is from the annotation of a GenBank genome assembly. NCBI's taxonomy places the organism in Eukaryota, Metazoa, Nematoda, Chromadorea, Rhabditida, Trichostrongylidae.
AUGUCUGGACGUGGAAAAGGAGGUAAAGCUAAGACCGGAGGAAAAUCCAAGUCACGUUCGUCACGUGCUGGACUUCAAUUCCCCGUUGGUCGUCUUCAUCGUAUGCUCCGCAAGGGCAACUAUGCUGGACGUAUCGGUGGUGGAGCACCUGUCUACUUGGCUGCCGUUCUCGAAUAUCUCGCUGCUGAAGUGCUCGAGUUGGCCGGUAACGCUGCCCGUGACAACAAGAAGACCAGAAUCAACCCUCGUCAUCUCCAGUUGGCCGUUCGCAACGACGAAGAGCUCAACAAGCUCCUCUCCGGUGUGACCAUCGCUCAAGGAGGUGUUCUGCCAAACAUCCAGGCCGUUCUCCUUCCCAAGAAGACCGCCGGUGACAAGGAAUAA